CUGAAGGUCAAAAUGUGGCGGCGUCUAUCAAAUUCAGUCUUAAAGUCGCUCUUAAUUAAAAGGGGAUUUAGUGACUUAAAAGUCUCUGUAGUCUUUUAAGGUAAUAUGAGCAAAAACAUCCUGUGUAACUUAAUGCCAAUAUUCAUUUGCUAUGUCCAAACGUUAUAAGAAAGAGAAAAUUGUAGGAGAUACUGGUUAUAAUGGACCAUAUAGGUUUUCUAAUUCCCUUUAUGCUAGAAAGCAUCAAAGUCAGCAUUCAACAGAACAGUCUAACUUCGAGAGAAAUGAUAAUAAUAUUGAUGAAACACAUCUCCAUGAACCACCUGCUUAUUUACAUUUGCCACCAUCAUUCAUUCCACAGAUGAAUCAUCCUAAUUUUAACAGUAAUAACAAUGAUGAUUGUAGUUCUACUAAUAAACAUCAAUCCCAGGGUGUCGUGGAAAAAGUAGUGUUUCGUUUGGUGAAAUAUUUUGAAAAACCACCGAACAAUGGGUCACACGAGUACACUAAUUGUGAUUACUUACACAGUAAUUCAACACUCGAAGAACGUCCACUUAUUUGUGAUCAUGAUGAAAUUAAUAGUCAUCAUGCUCAUUCAACAGUAGCAGGUGCUUCAACAUCACCAACUACUGAUGAUGGCGGUAAUUCAACAACGUCUACUUCCAUUAAUCCAAAUGAAGUUGAAGAUUGGAUGCGACGUCGAUUGUAUUAUCAUUUUAUGACACCCGUUGGUAAAUUUCAUGCUAAACGACGUAUACCAUGCAAACUAUUCAUUCAAAUACUCAAGGUGUUGUUAGUUACGAUCCAGUUAAUUGAAUUUGGAUUUUAUCGUGCAGCUCAUGUAUCAUUUGGUGAUGUAUCACAUAAAGCAUUUUGUCAUUUAUAUUUACGUCAAUGGGAUUCACAAUAUGAAACAUUAGAUUAUCCACCGGCGACUGGUGAUUAUGCUGUGUAUACAAUUGAAGAUUUUUAUCAACAUAUUGGUUAUACAAUUACUCAGUUUAAUAAAACCGAAGAAUUAGCCAUUGGUGGUUAUAUGUUUGAUUCAGUGAAUCGAACAAUGAAAUUAUGCAUGAGACAUAUAUCUCCUAUUGCAUUACAAAAUAAACAUCCUCCUGGAAUGUUUCCUGUGUCAUAUAGAAGUGAAUUAGAAAAUUGUACAUCUAUUGAAGUGAAAAAUAUUGAUUUGGAACAAUUCAAUGAUGUGAAUUCAAUUAAAACAUUUUUACAAGGUCAUCAAUUAGAUGUUAAUUUUAAUUAUUUACUUGGAUUCGAUAUUGAGUUCAAUUUGUUUUCUCCACCGAUUUAUCAGUUGGAUUGGACACAAAGUACUAAAUGUUAUCGUUUUAUGAUUAAGAUCUCUUUAGAAAAUCCAUCACAAUCAGGUCAAAUGAAAAUUAUCCUACGUGCACCUUAUGCUUCGAGUUCAUGUGAUGACAUUCCGAAACAAUUACAUCAUCACACUGAUUUCGAUUCGUUACAUCAUCAACGUCAUCACCAACGUCAACAUCAACAACAACAACAACAUAUGUCAUCUUCAUCAAUGAAUCACACUAAUCGUAGUACUACUACUGACGGUACUCCUCCUCCUACUACUACUACUCCCACUCCUAAUGCUACUGCUACUCCUAACACAUUUACACAACAAGAACAACAGCAAUUGACAAUGUUAUCGAAUGAGAAAAAGAACAAAUUAUUAAUUCAGUUUUGGGAUUCACUGAAUUCCACUACUACUACUACGACUACUACGACUACGACUAUUUUGACAAUGGAAAUGAAAAUCAUUCUUUUCACCUCAUCGUUCGACUCUGAAUUCUUCGGAAAGUUUGAUAUCGUUUUCAAUGCUUUGGAUAAUCUUGCUGCACGAAAACAUGUCAAUCGUUUGUGUAUCUCAGCUAAAGUUCCUUUAAUUGAAUCCGGUACAGCUGGUUACUUGGGACAAGUUGAACCAUUGUUACCUAUGAUUGAAACAAACAAUGAAUCACAGACUGCUGACACGCAAACAAAUGAAGCGUCAGUUCAUCGUACCGGAUGUUAUGAAUGUCAACCACGUGGUUUAGGUCAACGUCAUUAUCCAGCUUGUACAAUACGUAAUACACCAUCGGAACCGAUUCAUUGUGUUAUUUGGUCAAAGUAUUUAUUCAAUCAAUUAUUUGGUCAACCCGACGCGGAUGAUGAAGACGUGUCACCAGAUUUCACUGAUCCAAAUCUACACAAUCACAAUCAUACUAAUAAUCAUCAAGCAAAUGACAAGGAGGAGUUAUCCCCAGUUAAAAAUAAUCAUCUUACUAAUCAAUCUGGUGAUAUACUCCAUACAGAAGAUGAUGCAGGAGUUCAUUCUGAUUCAAUGAUGAAAUCGAAACAAAUUACUUUAAGAGAAUGGUUUCAUAAUUUAUGGUCUAAUAAUAAUAAUAAUAAUAAUAAUAAUAAUAAUAAUAAUAAUAAUAAUAAUAAUAAUCAUAAUGGCAACAAAGAUCAGUCUAAUCUAGUGAAGGAUCAUCUAUCAUCAGCUGCCGUUUCAUUAACAUGGCGAUUAUUUCAUCAUGAUAUUGUUACAUUAGUUAGUAUGCGUGAUUUAUGGAUCGACCGACAAGAUCGUCAAGAACCAACACCGUUGGAGAAGACUACGCUAAACGAUGCAUUGGAUAAUAAUUCAGAUGAAUGCGUGGAUUCCACUUCUUCCAAUGGAUUACGUGAUCAACGUACAUUAUCUACAUCAGGUUGGCUUCGUAUUUUCUUAAAAUCUGUUGACAAACUACAAAAACGUAUCGAUGAGAAUGUUAACAGUGGAGAUACAUAUUUAGUAUGGGAUAAGGAUGAUCAAGAAGCUAUGGAUUUUGUUGCUAGUGCGUCGAUUAUUCGAUCACAAUUAUUUCAUUUACCUGAUGCAAAUGAAUUAACACGUUUUAUGAUUAAAUCAUUAGCUGGAAAUAUUAUACCAGCUGUUGCAUCUACAAAUGCUAUUGUUGCUGGUCUAAUGGUAUUACAAGCUAGACAUAUUCUGUCAAAACAAUAUGAGCGUAUUCGUACUGUCUAUUUACAUCGUCAACCGACCGCUGGUCGUCGUGGUAAUCGUCGUCUUGUUGUACCUGUUGAACCGGCACCACCAAAUCCAUCUUGUUUUGUAUGUAGUGAUUCAGUGAGAAAAUCUCAGUUACAUUUACUUUGUGCACCGGAAUUAAUCACAUUACGUAUUCUACGUGAUCGUAUACUCAAACAUUAUUUAGGUAUGCUUGCACCCGAUGUAGAAAUACCUGAUCGUGGCAUUAUUUUGAUAUCAAGUGAAGAAGGAGAAACUGAUGAAACAACAUUGAAUAAAACAUUAGCUGAUUUCAGCCUAAUCCAUGGUACUUGUUUACAUUGUGAUGAUUUUCGUCAAGAUUUCACUAUUCAACUGAUUUUAUCCUGUAUUAGUGUUGAAUUAGCUAAUCAGUUAUCGUCUACUACUCCUCCUCAUUCAUUGCCAUUGCCAUUAUCCACUGCCGCAUUCAAUAUGAAUAUCAGUAAUGAAGAACAACAAUUGGAAACAUGGAGAAUUAUUGGUGAUAUGAAUACUGUAUUAUCGAAUUGUAAAGAUCAUGUAUCAGUUGAGAAAAAAGCUAAAUAUGAGAAUGAUGAAAAUGAUACAGAAAAAUCUAUUGAUAAUAAUGAUUUAAUUGAAAUUGAAAUAGAAACUCCUGAAAAUUUAAACAAUAAUGAUAUUACUACUAGUACUACUACUAACAACAAUAUUAUAAGUAGUAUCACAACAAAGAGUGGUAAACGUAAAUUUCUCGAUACCACAACAUCAACAACAACAACUGGUAGUAGUCGUAGUGAUACUGAAGAUAAUUUUAUGCCUAAUAGAACGAAAGAGAAAAAGCUACGUCUGGAUGAAGAGUCGAAAAUAACAACGGCCACACCAACAUCAUCAUCAGCAUCAUCAUCUCCUAUCAUCAUGAUAUCCAUGGCUGACAAUGACGCCGAGGACGAUAACGACGAUUUAAUCCUUAUUGAGUGA
Molecule: messenger RNA, 4000 nt
Organism: Schistosoma turkestanicum
Lineage: Eukaryota; Metazoa; Platyhelminthes; Trematoda; Strigeidida; Schistosomatidae
Source: the annotation of a GenBank genome assembly